Nipponia nippon (crested ibis) is the source of this 1869-nucleotide messenger RNA. NCBI's taxonomy places the organism in Eukaryota, Metazoa, Chordata, Aves, Pelecaniformes, Threskiornithidae. The record is from RefSeq and is a predicted model, not a curated record.
AUGGAACUGUCAGAUCUAUUAGCAAGUACAAUAAACUGGUCCGUUGGGCCACGGCUUGUGUUGAGAAUGACAUUAGGAGCAGAAAUUACUAGCCAGCUCAAGGCUUCUUCAUACAUAGCGUCAGGCCGAAACCUUUUGAGAUGGGACCUGUCACCAGAGCAAAUUAGAACAAGAACAGAAGAACUAAUCAGGAAGACAAAGCAUGUAUAUGACAGUGUCGGGAUGGUUGAUAUUGGAGAAGUAACACAUGAAAAUACUAUACGGGCCUUAGCAGAUAUAGAAGUGGAAUACGCAGUGGAAAGAAGCAUGUUGGAUUUUCCCCAGCAUGUCUCACCUGACAAAGAAGUAUGCUUAGCAAGUACAGAAGCCGACAAAAAGCUUUCUAAUUUUGAUGUGGAGAUGAGCAUGAGAGAAGAUGUGUUUCAGAAGAUUGUUUAUUUGCAGCAAACCUGCGAUCUUGAAAAUGUAAAGCCUGAAACAAAGCGAUAUCUAGAGAAAUCAGUUCAAGUGGGAAAAAGAAAUGGACUCCAUCUUCCUAAAGAAGUGCAGAAUGAAAUGAAGACAAUGAAGAAAAAAUUGAGUGAGCUGUGUAUAGACUUUAACAAAAACCUGAAUGAGGAAAACACAUUUCUUGUGUUUUCUAAGGAAGAACUUGAAGGCCUUCCUGAUGACUUUAUUAAGAGUUUAGAGAAGACUGAGGAAGACAAAUAUAAAAUUACUUUAAAGUAUCCCCACUAUUUUCCUGUCAUGAAGAAGUGCUGCAUUUCAGAAACCAGGAGAAAAAUGGAAUCUGCCUUUAACUCGAGAUGCAAAGAGGAGAACACAAAAAUUCUUCAGCAAUUGCUUCCACUAAGGGCAAAAGUGGCAGAGCUUCUGGGUUAUAAUACACAUGCCAACUUUGUCCUGGAGGUAAACACUGCAAAGAGCACAGAUAAUGUAACAGCCUUCUUAGAUGAUUUGAGUAAGAAGCUAAAGCCAUUGGUCGAGGAAGAAAGAGAAUUCAUUCUAGAUUUGAAGAAAAAGGAGUGUAAAGAAAGAAACUUUGAUUAUGAUGGAAGAAUCAAUGCGUGGGAUCUUCAUUAUUAUAUGAACAAAACAGAAGAGCUGAAGUACUCCAUAGAUCAAGAAAAGCUGAAGGAAUACUUCCCAAUUGAGGCAUUUACGGAAGGCUUACUGAAUAUUUACCAGAAGCUGCUGGGACUUGUAUUUGAGCAAGUAGAAAGUGCUCAUGUUUGGCACGACAGUGUUACUCUUUAUACAGUAAAGGAUAAUUCAACAGGAGAAAUGUUAGGGCAGUUCUAUUUGGACCUUUACCCCAGAGAGGGAAAAUAUGGGCAUGCAGCAUGCUUUGGUCUCCAGCCCGGCUGUCUUCUCUCUGAUGGCAGCAGAAUGAUGUCUGUAGCUGCUCUGGUAACCAACUUCACAAAACCAGCGUCAGAUCGUCCAUCAUUGCUGCGACAUGAUGAAGUGAAGACUUACUUCCAUGAAUUUGGUCAUGUAAUGCAUCAGAUAUGUGCACAGACUGAUUUUGCUAGGUUUAGUGGAACUAAUGUGGAAACAGACUUUGUAGAGGUACCUUCACAAAUGUUUGAGAACUGGGUGUGGGAAAAAGAACCACUACAGCAAAUGUCAAGACAUUAUAAAGAUGAGAGCCAUGUUGGAGACACUCUCCUUGAGAAACUUGCUGCCUCUAGACUGGCUAAUACAGGUAUCUCUCUGCCCUCUCUCCCCACAGCUGGGAUGAAAUACAGAAACCUCAUUUUGAAACCCGGAGGAUCUUUGGAUGGGAUGGAUAUGCUACAAAAUUUCUUGGAUCGUAAACCAAGCCAGAGAGCUUUCCUGUUGAGUAAGGGAUUAUGUGUUCAGUAA